GCAAAGCGUAACUUUAUGGAACCGUUGUCAUUCUAUAGGGUUGUAGAUAAAGUUUGGUGACUAGCUGGUUUUUACGUGUAACGUAAAAGUGGAUUUCCAAUGCCAGAGCAAAGCGUGGAUAUACAUAGUGCCGAAAAGUCGGAGGAUUUUAAGACCAAAACGGCCCAAGACGGAAUCAUAAAUAGGGUUUUUAAAGCUUUAGAGUUGAGACAUUCAACGGCAGAAGGAAUUCGUCGUCAAUCAUCAACAAACUACGUGGAUUGGGAACUUCUCUUCUCCGAUCCUAACCUCUCCCCAUCACGAGGAUCAACAAUGCAGAGGACUCAGAGCAUUAUGGAGUUUCAGCAGCUCAUGAAGAACGAUGCAAAGUCAGCGCUUCGUUAUGAACUUGAUAAACUUGGGAACACUGCAGAGAAAGAAUACAGAGAGAUAAUCAAGAAAGAUUUGGCAAAUUUUGAAACUUUAUUCAAGCGAUUCUUGCUUAAAUCCGGACCUUCUAUUGUUUGGAAUGAUAUCAAGUCUCCACCAGAGGGAUAUAUCAAAUCUUACAGUGAAAUCUCGAAACCUACUUUAUCGGGAACUGAAAAACAUCUUCUCAGCAAGUUGGUUGUUGUCAAGUUAAAUGGUGGCCUCGGCACGAGCAUGGGGUGUACUGGCCCUAAAAGUUUGAUCUCUGUUCGUAGCGGACUCACUUUUCUUGAUCUGACAGUCCAGCAGAUAGAGUCAUUAAACAAGAAGUACGACGCCCAAGUUCCUCUGGUUUUAAUGAAUUCAUUCAACACCGAUGAUGACACGAAUAUGAUUCUACGUAAAUAUGCGUCGUGUCACGUGAAAAUCCACACUUUCAACCAAAACAGGUACCCUCGCAUUAACAAAGAAUCUCUUCUUCCGAUUGCGCAAUCUUGUAACGAUCCACUAGAGGCGUGGUAUCCACCCGGUCAUGGAGAUGUUUACGAGUGUUUUGUCAAGUCCGGUCUGCUCGAUAAAUUUGUUAAAGAAGGCCGCGAGUUUGUCUUUGUUUCAAACAUCGACAACUUAGGGGCAACCAUUGACCUCAACAUCUUAAACAUGCUGGUAAAUCCACCUGAGGGCAGCAAACCAUGUGAUUUUGUGAUGGAGGUGACAGAUAAAACAAGAGCUGAUGUUAAGGGUGGUACUCUUAUUGAAUACGAGAACAAACUUCGUUUGCUCGAGAUUGCGCAAGUUCCCAAGGAACACGUGGACGAGUUCAAAAGUGUUUCAAAGUUCAAGAUCUUCAACACCAACAACUUAUGGAUGAGUAUGCAGUCUAUAUCGGAACUAACAACUGCUGGGAAAAUGGAGAUGGAAGUUAUUGUGAACAACAAGAGACUUGCCAAUGGAACCAAUGUUAUUCAACUUGAAACUGCAAGUGGAGCUGGAAUUAAAAACUUUCACAAUGCAAUCAAAAAAACUUCUGAUCUUCUGCUGGUAAUGAGCAACCUCUAUGAGUUGAAGAAUGGAUCAAUGGUGAUGAGUAGCAAGCGUCAGUUCCCAACCACACCUCUCAUUAAGCUUGGUGAUGAACAUUUUUCAAAGAUCCACAAAUUUCUCGGUCGAUUUGCGAACAUACCGGACAUGCUUGAACUCGACCACCUCACAGUCAGUGGUGACGUCACGUUUGGAAAAGACGUCACGCUCAAGGGGACAGUGAUAAUCAUCGCCAACCACGGUGAACGAAUUGAUAUCCCAUCUGGUGCUUUCUUAGAAAACAAGAUUGUCUCCGGCAACCUUCGUAUCCUCGACCACUAGAGGCAGCAGCAUGCACGCUACGUCAUUAAUGACGUCACCCACAAAGCGCUUAAACAUUUUCAAUUUUGACAACCCUUAAAAAUUUUACUUCGCCCGUUUGAUUUUAUCCUGUUGUUAAUAAUCUUUGAUACUUAAUUUAGCAUCCAUGUCAUCACGACUACAAUUUUGCUACGUUUUAUUAGCACAAAUAAGGUCCUACUACAAAGUGAAGAUAUUUAUGUUGGUCUUGUAUGCAAUAUUGUUGUAGUGUGUGUUGAUACAUCAGCCACAUACAUUAUUUGGCAACGAAUAAAAAUAUAUAUCUAUUUAUGAUCAACACGCAUGAAUAAAUGUCACUAUUCUUUA
Molecule: messenger RNA, 2115 nt
Organism: Ciona intestinalis (vase tunicate)
Lineage: Eukaryota; Metazoa; Chordata; Ascidiacea; Phlebobranchia; Cionidae
Source: RefSeq, a predicted model, not a curated record